Molecule: messenger RNA, 3227 nt
Organism: Cyprinodon variegatus (sheepshead minnow)
Lineage: Eukaryota; Metazoa; Chordata; Actinopteri; Cyprinodontiformes; Cyprinodontidae
Product: V-type proton ATPase 116 kDa subunit a isoform 2-like
Exons: 20
Coding region: 400-2952 (850 amino acids)
Biological process (GO): proton transmembrane transport; vacuolar acidification
Cellular component (GO): vacuolar proton-transporting V-type ATPase, V0 domain; vacuolar proton-transporting V-type ATPase complex; plasma membrane
Molecular function (GO): proton-transporting ATPase activity, rotational mechanism; ATPase binding
Source: RefSeq, a predicted model, not a curated record
CAUUCUCGGUGAGAAGUAAAGUGACGUGGAGAGUUACGAAGAUGGCAGUCUGACAGCUAAAACUUUACAAACUGUGAGAAGACUUGGCAUAAAACUACACGGUGAGCUUCAUAAACAGACACAGUUUUAUUGUAGAAUAUUAGAAACGUAACACCUAACCAGGAAACGUGUUAAUCGCCUCCACCAGCUAACCAAUUAGCUGGCUAACAACCGAAAGACCAACUGUUUACAGCGCGUUUAACUCAGAGUUAUGUAAGUUAGACAUCAAUUUACCACCUGAGCCAUGUCAUGGAAGAACACGGAAUGACGUGAACGAGGAGCUUUGGCUUUUACUGCCCAAGAAAUCGCCGGUGAGCUUUGUUAUAUUAAAGCAGGGGACUGUCUGAGGCUGCUGCCAAGAUGAGCUCCCUGCUCCGAGGUGAGGAGAUGUGCCUGGCCCAGCUGUUUCUCCAGUCCGGCUCAGCUUAUGACUGCAUCAAUGAACUGGGAGAACUGGGACUGGUGGAGUUCAGAGACCUCAAUCCUAAUGUGAACGCAUUCCAGCGAAAACACGUCAACGAGAUCAAAAAAUGUGAAGAGAUGGAGAGGAUCCUGGGUUACCUUUUAAGGGAAAUUAAGAAAGCAGACAUUUCACUGCCAGAAAGAGAUAUUAACCCUGCAGCUCCUUCACCGAAGCAUAUAAUGACAAUAAUGGAGCAGCUGCAGAGACUUGAGGUUGAACUAGGUGAAGUAACCAGAAAUAAGGAAAAGCUGCAGAAGAACCUGCUGGAGCUCACAGAGUACACACACAUGCUUCGCAUCACACGCAACUUUGUACAGAGAACUGCUGAGAGAGAACCGCUACAAGUCCAGUAUGAGGAGUUUCCAUUUCUAGAGAAAGACACAAGGAUGGACUACAGCAGUAUGCAGAGACUGGGAGCUAAACUGGGUUUCAUUUCGGGGCUGAUUCACAGAACAAAGAUCGAAGCGUUUGAGCGAAUGCUUUGGCGAGUAUGUAAAGGUUACACCAUCCUGAGCAGCGCAGAAGUUGAAGAGUACCUGGAAGAUCCUGAUACAGGCGAGCCAACUAAAAGUGUAGUGUUCCUAAUUUCUUACUGGGGUGACCAAAUUGGCCAGAAAGUGAAGAAGAUCUGCGAUUGCUACCACUGCCACCUGUAUCCAUAUCCCAGUAGCAACGAUGAGAGAACCGAUGUUGUGGAAGGGCUCAGAACUCGCAUUCAGGAUCUACACACAGUGCUCCACAGAACAGAAGACUACCUGAAACAGGUCCUGAUCAAGGCUUCAGAAUCUGUCUGUACCUGGGUUGUCCAGGUCAAGAAAAUGAAGGCCAUAUACUAUAUUCUGAACCUCUGCAGUUUUGAUGUGACUAAUAAGUGCCUGAUCGCUGAGGUGUGGUGUCCUGUUGAUGACAUUCCCAAACUACGGAGAGCCCUAGAAGACGGAUCGAGAAAAAGCGGAGCGACUGUUCCUUCUUUUGUCAAUCGUAUUCCGACCACUGAUACCCCCCCGACGCUGAUAAGGACCAACAAGUUUACCUCUGGCUUCCAAAACAUUGUGGAUGCCUAUGGCGUGGGCUCUUACCGGGAGGUAAACCCUGCUCCCUUUACAAUCAUAACCUUCCCAUUCUUAUUUGCUGUGAUGUUCGGGGACCUGGGUCACGGAAUCAUCAUGUCUCUGUUUGCUUUCUGGAUGGUGCGCUACGAGAACAACCGCAAACUAAAAAACACCAGGAAUGAGAUCUGGAACACGUUCUUCGAAGGCCGUUACAUCAUUCUGCUGAUGGGUCUGUUCUCCAUCUACACCGGCCUCAUUUACAACGACUGUUUCUCAAGGUCUCUAAAUAUCUUUGGUUCUGGAUGGAGCGCUAAGGCUAUGUUUAAAGCUGGAGUGUGGAAGGAUAAUGUCUUACAUGGUAAUCCGUUUCUGACCCUUGAUCCAAAUGUCACUGGAGUUUUUCAAGGACCAUACCCUUUUGGAAUUGACCCAAUCUGGAACUUGGCCUCCAACCGCCUUACAUUCCUAAACUCCUAUAAAAUGAAAAUGUCAGUAAUAUUGGGCGUCAUACACAUGAGCUUUGGCGUCAUCCUCAGCACUUACAAUCACCGAUACUUCCGGAAGAAGUAUAACUUGUACUUGGUAUUUCUGCCUGAACUCUUGUUCUUGUUGUGUCUGUUUGGCUACUUGGUGUUCAUGAUUUUCUACAAGUGGCUGGCCUUCACUGCCAAGGACUCCAGACAGGCACCCAGUAUUCUAAUCCACUUCAUUAACAUGUUCCUCAUGCAGGGGGAUGGAUUACAGCCUCUCUAUCCAGGACAGACUGGCCUGCAGGCAUUUCUUGUGGUCAUUGCUGUUCUCUCAGUGCCUGUUUUACUGCUGGGGAAACCAGUCUACCUCUACUGGCUUCAGUAUGGAGGCCGAAAUCGCCUGGGAAUGUACAGGGGAUAUGAGCGAGUGCGGCGAAACAGUGAUGAGGAGCUUUACCUUCUGAGGUCUGAAGACAUGGAGGAGGGCAGCACUCACAGUGAUCUCACUGGUAGUGGAGAGCCUUCUUCAGAGGAGUUUAACUUUGCAGAUGAAUUCCUUCAUCAGGCCAUCCACACAAUAGAGUAUUGUCUGGGUUGUAUCUCAAACACAGCAUCAUACCUGAGACUCUGGGCUCUUAGUCUGGCACACGCCCAGCUAUCAGAGGUCCUCUGGGGUAUGGUGAUGAGAGUAGGACUUCAAAUGACACCGGCUCUUUCCGUGAUCUUGCUGGUCCCUGUAUUCGCCCUAUUUGCUGUUCUCACUGUGUCCAUCCUCCUCGUCAUGGAGGGUCUGUCCGCAUUCCUUCAUGCCCUUCGGCUGCACUGGGUGGAGUUUCAGAAUAAAUUCUACAGCGGGACUGGAGUCAAGUUCUGCCCUUUUUCCUUCUCUCUGUUGCCUUCCAGCUUUGAACACGAUGGAUUACUUUAAAGGACUAAUAUUGCAAAAAGAUUGAAGAGAAAGAAACCAGCAGCUCAUACAAAUCCUAAUCAAGAUAUAUCAGAAAGUUCUUUUGAUUUAGUUUUUUUCCCUUUUUCUUUUAACUUUACAUGAUAAAAUGGCCACACUGGCCUCCUGGCUGUAUUUCGAGAAAACUAUGGUGAACUGAGUGGUUGUUAAUGAAGUUGUACUGAAGAAUGUGUGUUUUCCUCCACGCUCAGGUGCAGUUUUACUGGGAUUCACUUAAGAGAUGCUACACAACAUUG